UCGAUUGUUAUCGAUAAAGCAACAUAUGUUCCUAUGCAUAACAGAACAUUUAACAUUGUGUUUAGAAACAGAGAAAGUAAACAAACUACUUGGAAAAUAUUACCAGGCAAAUACGCGUGGAAAAAAACAAUCGUAGAAAAAUGAAAGAGAAGUGCAGAGUUUGCUUAAAUAGACACCAAAACAUGGUCAAUAUUUUUGAAGAAAUUCCGCACCUUAAGAUUUGCAUAGCGGAUAUGAUUUCGGAAAAUAUGAUCCUUCCAGUUCAAAAAGAGGACUCACUUUCAGAAUACAUUUGUGCGCCUUGCUUGCAGGAUGCGCAAAACUCAUUCAGGAUAAAACAGCAGUUAACUUUCCAAUUCAAGGGGGAGAUUAUCGAGGAAGAUUCACCGGAUGAAAAACUUUACAAUGAAGAGAAUUGCACCACAAACGCACCGACUAGCUACGAAGAAAUUGACGAGUUCGAGUGCCAGGUGAAGAAUGAGCCAUUGGAAGACGACGUUGAAGAGGAGGUCGCCCAAAUAGAGCAAUAUAGUAGCCAUGUUAAAUUUGAGAGUUCUGAACGAAAAAUGGAAGAAGAAGAUCCCAUUAAUGACGCCUAUUUUUUAAACCUUCACAAACCAGAAGAUAAAAGUGGAAAAAAUUUCAUUUGCGACUUUUGUUCCAAAACUUUUCUCACUUUAGGUCAACUUAAAACGCACGUGCAAACACACAUUGGAAAUCGAAAUUACAAGUGCUUGCAUUGUUCUAAAUCCUUCCUCAAUAGUUCCAAUCUACUGGCACACACUCGAACUCACACUGGCGAGCGACCAUUCAAGUGCUCCAAAUGUCCAAAGACUUUCAUACAAAAAACUCAUUUAGUAAAUCACAAUCGCACUCACACCGGAGAACGUCCCUAUGAGUGCCCCCAAUGCGACAGGUCCUUUAUACAACCUGCUAAUCUUAACACGCAUAUCCAAAGUCACUGUAAGAAGUCGACAAUAAUGAGUUUUCGCCAGAAAAAUAUAGUUUCUAGCACAGAGAAAACAGUUUUUAAGUGUAGCCGCUGCACCGUGUCAUUCGACAAUCCAGAUGCUCUUCAAGACCACAUCCAAACCCACAACGCGUUGUUUGAGAAGGAAAUCUGUCAGAUGUCAGACCCAAUUUAUAAAAUCGAAGAGGAUAUUUUAAAAGGCGAUGAGAAAGUCGAUGAGCCAAAAAGAAACGGAAAUAGUAAGGAAGAACCUCCUUUCCAUAAAUGCCCUUUAUGCGCAAAGGUGUGCGAGCGCCGGUAUGACCUUAACUGCCACCUAAAGGAGCAUUUUGAGGAACCUCAAAAGUGCCCCCAAUGCCCAAAGUAUUUUCGUAUCAUUUUAAAAUUUAAAAAACACUUACAGACCCACGUGGAUCGAUCGUUCAAGUGUUCAUAUUGCCCUAAAGCCUUCAGGACUGAAGCACAGCUUAUGGAACACACGCGAUCCCACACUGGGGAACGUCCUAUGCGUAUUCACACCGAAGAGAAACCAUUCAAGUGCGACCAGUGUAUAGCAUCGUUUGCACAAUUAUACGAUCUAAGGGUGCACAUUCGCAGGCAUUACAAUACAGAAACCAAUCCCAAAACUUCAAGAACACUUCGACAGCAUGCUCACAAAAAGAAAAAUGCAUGUACGUAAUUGUUCUGAUUGCGCACCGAGUUUUCCUGGAAUCGUUUCUUAUAAAAACCACCUACUACUGUCUCAUUCCAAAGGAAAACAGUUAAAAAGCCUCGAAUCCGCACCUAAGGAAACUUCAGUCGAUGAGUAACAUGACUGCAGUCAUGAAAAACUACACUCAACAUAGAUUUUUAAAUGAUCAUCAUCCUAAAGUUCACUCCUUAGCCAGCUCUAAAAGGAACCCCCCACCCCAUUGCACUCACUGUUCAAAAACUUUUGUAAACAACCAAGCUCUUAUUUCAGAAUUCACACGGGCGAAAAGCCGUUUAUUUAUUCUCAUUGUUUCCAAAAACCUUCGCAAGAAAAAAUGAUUGCACAAAGCACAUUCUAAGUCAACAUGGAAGAAUCGAAGAGUUUUAAACAUUAUCUGGUUUUUGAACUAACUAACUAACUCCUUAACGACAUAACUUUUUAAAAAGUUAAAAUAAAGUUACAUUGGUCUCUAUACUUUAAAA
Drosophila ficusphila is the source of this 2143-nucleotide messenger RNA. Its product is annotated as zinc finger protein 182. The transcript has 2 exons. Bases 141 to 1649 code for a protein of 502 amino acids. NCBI's taxonomy places the organism in Eukaryota, Metazoa, Arthropoda, Insecta, Diptera, Drosophilidae. Gene Ontology annotation, cellular component: nucleus. Gene Ontology annotation, biological process: regulation of transcription by RNA polymerase II. The record is from RefSeq and is a predicted model, not a curated record. Gene Ontology annotation, molecular function: zinc ion binding; DNA-binding transcription activator activity, RNA polymerase II-specific; RNA polymerase II cis-regulatory region sequence-specific DNA binding.